Ostertagia ostertagi is the source of this 531-nucleotide messenger RNA. Lineage: Eukaryota; Metazoa; Nematoda; Chromadorea; Rhabditida; Trichostrongylidae. The record is from the annotation of a GenBank genome assembly.
AGUGCGGAGCAGCCGCACUAUCGGAAAUGGUUCAAAUCACGUAAACUCCGUGUUUUCGGUGAACAAUAUCCGGUUUUCUUCGAAGGCGGCGGCGAUGCUAUAUUUUCCGAUAUAAACACACUAUGGGCGGGAUACGGUCCACGGUCCGCCAAAGAAGUCUACGAGAAACUCAAAGUGCUGGGUAAAUUUGAUACCGUCAUUUGCGAAUUGAUUCAUCCUAAAUUCUAUCAUUUGGAUACGUGCUUUACUCCAGUCGAUCGGACUACCGCCCUCUGGUUUCCGCCAGCGUUUUCCGAGCAAAGCAAAAAGGAGAUAAUGCGACGUCUACCACACUCGAUAGCUGUGUCCGAAGAAGAAGCGAAUGCAUUUGUCUGCAAUUCGAUUACAGUCCGAAAUACGGUAUUGUCCCCUGUGGGCAUUGCAGAGGCCACACGGGAGGCGUUAGCCCAUCGGCGAAUAUCCGUCAGAGAACUGGAUAUGAGUGAAUUCGUGAAAAGCGGUGGAGCCUGCCAUUCUCUUGUACUUCGCUUA